CUCUUCUGGGGCUCAUUCCUCCCGGUUCCCCCUCUUCCUUCUCUGACUUCGCUCGGACGCGCUCAGCCAUUUGAGGGGGCACCUAUAUUUCCCAGCAUCUCGAAACAUAUAGGCAAAUGGAGCAAACCUAUGGAGAGGUGAACCAGCUCGGCGGCGUGUUCGUCAAUGGGCGACCCCUGCCCAACGCCAUCAGGUUAAGAAUAGUCGAGCUGGCCCAGCUCGGGAUUAGACCCUGUGAUAUAAGCCGGCAACUUCGGGUCUCCCACGGCUGCGUGAGCAAGAUUCUGGCGAGGUACAACGAGACCGGCUCCAUCUUACCCGGUGCCAUCGGUGGAAGCAAGCCCCGGGUCACGACGCCUAACGUGGUGAAAAAUAUCAGGGAAUACAAACAAAAUGACCCCGGGAUCUUUGCCUGGGAGAUCCGGGACAGGCUUUUGGCUGACGGGGUUUGUGACAAGUACAAUGUCCCCUCGGUGAGCUCGAUCAGCAGGAUUUUACGCAACAAGAUUGGAAAUCUCUCCCAGCCGAACCAGUAUGAGAGCAGCAAGCAAGCGUCCGCGCAGGCCGGGCUCUCCUACAACCACAUAUACCCUUAUUCCUACCCCAACACCAUGUCGCCCACUAGCACUAAAAUGGGCAGCCCCCCUGGAGUACCGGUGACGGCUGGACAUGUGAGCAUAUCCAGGGCCUGGCCUUCGGCGCACACCGUCAGCAACAUCCUCGGAAUACGAGCCUUCAUGGAUCCCACAGCAAUUGCUGGGACGGAGGGAUACCCACCAAAAAUGGAGGAGUGGAGUAGCGUCAACAGAGCAGCUUUCCCAGCGGCUCACACAGUCAACGGGAUUGACAAAUCAGCCAUUGACGCCGACAUAAAAUAUGCUCAGCCUUCCUCGACGCUAUCCAGUUAUGUCUCGGCGUGCGCUUACUCUCCGACCAACCAGUACGGGGUGUACAGCGGGCCAGCGGGCGGCUACGUGGCCCCGGGUCACCACCACUGGCAGCCGCAGAGCCCGGCCCUGUCCCACGCAGGCGGCGGGAUGAGCAUGCAUGCGGGGGAGAUCCACUCACCCAUGGCCUUUAAGCAUCAGAACCGAGAAGGAGACAGAAAACCGCCCAGUCCCCUGAGCAAGCAGCAGCAGCAGCAACAUGAAGACUUGAACAGUGUGCACGGACUCAGUCUCCCUACCUCAUCAUCAUAACCGGGACUUAUAACACCUAAAAAGAAAAAAAAAAAACAUUUAACUGAACUCAUUUCAACAACUCCAACAGUAAGUGUGAACACUACCGGCUUUGUUUGUGUGUGACAGUCAAACACAGGCCCGUUCAAUGGAGAGUACAGUACAGCUUUAUCGGCCUCUUCUUGGCCACAUGAAUGUAAGCUUGCAUGGAUGUAUCGGUGUUUCCCCUCCUCACUGGUUGAUUGGUUUUAUUUUCUUACUUUCAGUUGAAAUAUGUUGCUACAGGCUGUAUAUUCUCUAGAAUGGAGACUGCAGGAUUGUUUUUUUUUUUAAACCAAAGAAUACAUUUUUUUUUUUUAAAUCUGUCGCCCUGUCAUUGAGGUUUUUAUUAUAAAACAAGGGCUAUUCUGUAAUAUUCCGACAUAUGUUAUAUUAUCUUCUGGUCAUGAAAUCGAUUCUACAGUGGCUCAAUGAUGUGAACAAAAAAAAAAUGAAAUUGUCUAAAUGUAAAAAAAAUAUUUGCCAAAGCUUUAAUUAUAUAUUU
Stegastes partitus (bicolor damselfish) is the source of this 1722-nucleotide messenger RNA. It is a transcript of the gene pax1a, whose product is annotated as paired box 1a. The transcript is spliced from 5 exons. Lineage: Eukaryota; Metazoa; Chordata; Actinopteri; Pomacentridae. The record is from RefSeq and is a predicted model, not a curated record. Gene Ontology annotation, molecular function: RNA polymerase II cis-regulatory region sequence-specific DNA binding; DNA-binding transcription factor activity, RNA polymerase II-specific. The coding region runs from base 117 to 1199 and encodes 360 amino acids. Gene Ontology annotation, biological process: anatomical structure development; regulation of transcription by RNA polymerase II.